UAUCUUAUGAAUUGUGUAAUUGCUGAUAAUGAGGGAGAGAUAGGAAUAAAAAGGAAGCGUUAUACUCACUUCGACGACCUUCCCAAUGGAGUACCAGCCAGCACCGUCGUCAUCAUAUCCAGCACCGCCCUCAACUUCGGCUCCGGUGCCUCCAGGUCCACCUCCAUUGCAGCCAGACCCUAGGUUUGAACAGCCGGUCUCUACGCCUUUCGCCGGGACGGAUCUGCAAUCGAUAAGGACUGCCUGUGAAUACUCGUUGGGCGAGUAUAUCUCGCUGCACAAAAGACGACAGUAUGACGACCCGGCUAGCGAGCGUUGUCUUCAAGCGCAGCAGAGCAUUAUAAUGAGCGACUUGCAGCUGUUGCGGAGUGAGGUAUCGGACUUAGCUAAGGCGGCCGAGGCGCAUAGAUGGCGACGAUGGCUUUUAGGUGGUCUAGUGGCGUCUUUCAUUCCCGCCAUCCGUAGGGUUUUCCGCCGUUCGUCGAAAGACAAAGAGUCCAACGACACCGAAUACGCCUUCAAGAGAAGCAAGGGUCUCAUUUCUCGCAUCUUGGAUUCCGUUCAUGGCAAGGGCAAGUUUGCCUCGAUAGCCUUCUUUGUACUGGCUAUCCUGUACGUAUUUCAGAGCGAGGUAUCGAUGCGCGUAGCAAGAACGGUAUCCAAACGCUUGAAACGGCUCAUGGCCAAGAUCGAAAGGGGAGAUCAGGGUCUUGGGGAAGACGACGUGAAACUCCUCAAGGGCUGGCGUUGGCGCGUGCUACUGUGGUAGUAGUUAGAUAACAGAGGUUGUGUUUUAUGAAGUCUUUCCAUGCUGUACUGUAUCUCUUGUAUCUAGACGUAAAAAUGCCCCCUGUUUAAUCAUACUAAUAUAGAUACACCAGUGAGUGCUAUCAUAUUUAGCCCUGAGCAUAUAGAGGAAUACCAGCACCGAGUUUUACAAUAUAGUUGAAACAAAUCCAUACCAUGGGGGAUUAUAUCCGAAGGAUAUACACAUGCGUGGAUAUGCUAUCUAGCU
Messenger RNA from Daldinia decipiens, 1015 nucleotides. RefSeq lists its product as uncharacterized. NCBI's taxonomy places the organism in Eukaryota, Fungi, Ascomycota, Sordariomycetes, Xylariales, Hypoxylaceae. The record is from RefSeq and is a predicted model, not a curated record. The transcript is spliced from 3 exons. The coding region runs from base 86 to 769 and encodes 227 amino acids.